Biomphalaria glabrata is the source of this 3378-nucleotide messenger RNA. Its product is annotated as ankyrin repeat domain-containing protein 50-like. The record is from RefSeq and is a predicted model, not a curated record. The coding region runs from base 1 to 3378 and encodes 1125 amino acids. The transcript is spliced from 6 exons. NCBI's taxonomy places the organism in Eukaryota, Metazoa, Mollusca, Gastropoda, Planorbidae. Gene Ontology annotation, molecular function: protein binding.
AUGGAGAAAAGUAUUUGCUCAACACCACCCAAAUCUAAAGCCAUGAAAAGAGAGUUUGAUGCUUCAGAUAAUGAAAAGAGAUAUCAGGAUAACUUAAAGAUUGUGAAGCAGAGUCUAGUCUCAGCCAUUGAAAGUAGAGAUCACGUAGCCUUCGCCAAAAUCAUUGAGACACAGAUCCACGUGACAACGUGCAGUGGCAGAAAGAUUAUUCAGAAGGUUUUCAUGAAAGCUUGUCAUGCAGGCGACAUAAACAUCGUCCGAUUUCUGCUCCGUAAAGGAGCUGACGUCAACGAGGCGUCCAGCGAUGACAUCACGCCUCUCAUGGCUGCUGUUCUGUCUAACUCUUUCGAUACUGUUGAAUUCUUACUUGAAUGUAGGGCUACAGUCAAAACUCAAAUAAAACCUACACAAGACAGUGUACUACAUAUGGCACUGAAGAGAGGAUUUCGCCAUAGCAAUGUCUUAGGCUCAGAAAAAUGGGACCCUAAAUUUUUUAUUGACACCAAAAUAAUCAAACUUUUAAUUGACAACGGAGCUUUAGUUAACCAGAAAUGUGCAGAUGGUUACCUGCCCUUGUCACUUGCUGCCUCUUCCAACAGGGAUGCAGUCAUCACUCACCUCAUUAAGAAAGGCGCUGAUGUCAACGGCGUGGACAGUAAGUAUGGGAUGACUCCCUUGAUGUACGCAGCUAUUGCAGGCAAUGUCUACAUCGUGAGACAGCUGCUGAAGUAUAACGCAGAUUUGGACAUUACAGACAAAUGGGACUAUACGGCUGUCAUGUUGGCUGCUCAGUUCAAAAAGUAUUUAGUUGUCUUAGCAUUAAUUGAAGAGGGCGCUGAUGUCAACAAAGUCAGUGGGUUUGAUGGGAAGAGCGCCUUAAUUUUGGCUACAGAGUGUAAUUGUUGUGACACAAUUAAUAUUCUACUGGAAAUCGGCGCAGACGUGAACUACAGAAAGCCUAUCCACAAGCGUGGCACGACUGCAUUGAUGAUAGCCGCCAAAAAUGGUUUCAAAGAAGCUGUGGAGAGUUUAUUAUAUUACAAUGCAGAUGUUGACCUGAGAGACGAGGAUGGAAAGACAGCUGUGUAUAAUAUCAUGGAGAAAAGUGAUUGCUCAACACCGUCCAAGUCCAAAGCCAUGAAAAGAGAGUUGGAUGCUUCAGACAAUGAAAAAAAAUAUCGUAAGAACGCAAAGAGUGUGCAGAAAAGUCUAUUCUCAGCCAUUGAAAGUAGAGAUCAUGUGGCCUUCGCCAAAAUCAUUUAUACUCAGAUUCACGUGAUAACUUGCAGUUGCAGAAAAAUUAUCCAGAAGGUUUUCAUGAAAGCUUGUGAGGCAGGUGACAUAAACAUCGUCCGAUUUCUGCUCCGUAAAGGAGCUGACGUCAAUGAGUCCAGAAAGGGCAUGACGCCUCUCAUGGCUGCAGUCCUGUCUAACUCUUACGACACGGUUGAAUUCUUGCUCGAAUGUAGAGCUAAGGUCAAAACUCAAACAAAACCAAAAAAAGACAGCGUACUGAAUAUGGCGCUAAAGAGAGGAUUUUACGAUAGCAACAAUAUAGGUUCAGAAAAAUGGGACCCUAGCUUCUUCAUUGACACCAAAAUAAUCAAACUUUUAAUUGACAAUGGAGCGUCAGUGAACCAGAAAUGUAAAGACGGUUACCCUCCCUUGUCACUCGCUGCCUCUUCCAACAGGGAUGCAGUCAUCACUCACCUCAUUAAGAAAGGCGCUGAUGUCAACGGCGUGGACAGUAGGUAUGGGAUGACUGCCUUGAUGCACGCAGCUAUUGCAGGCAAUGUCUACAUUGUAAGACAGCUUCUGAAAUAUAACGCAACGAUUGACAUUCUGGACUAUGGGGACUAUUCGGCUCUCAUGUUGGCUGCCCAGUUGAAAAAGCCUUUAGUUGUCUCAGCCUUGAUUCAAGAAGGCGCUGAUGUAAAUAUGGUUAGUGGCUUUGACGGGAAGAGCGCCCUAAUUUUGGCUACAGAAUCUAAUUGUUGCGACACAAUUAAUAUUCUACUUGAAAAUGGCGCAGACGUAAACUUCAGCAAACCUUUCAACAAGCGCGGCACAACCGCCUUGAUGAUAGCGGCCCAUAAUGGUUUUAAAGAUGCCGUGGACACUUUACUCUACUACAAUGCAGAUAUUGAUUUGAGAGACGAAGAUGGACAUACAGCGGUGUGUUUAAGUUUAAAUACUGAGAUUGUUGAAAUGAUGAAUAUGUCUCUCGUAAAAAAAUGUUAUAAUAUCAUGGAGAAAAGCUUAAACUCAACACUGCACAAAUCUAGAGCCUUGAAAAGAGAAUUUUCUGCUUCGGACAACGACAAGUGUUUGAAGGACCAAAUGAAAUAUACCAUGGAGAAUAUAAAUGCAGCAAUUGAAAGAGGAGAUCACGUGACUGUGGCCAACAUUAUUGGUACACAGAUACGCAGGACAACAUACUAUGGCAAAAAGAUCAUGAAGCAGGCAUUCAUUAAGGCUUGCCUGGCAGGCGAUAGCCGUAUCGUGUGUCUGCUGCUACGUAAUGGAGCUGACGUCAACGAGGCGUCCAUUGAAGACUUCACACCACUCAAGGCUGCUGUUCUGUCUAAUUCUUACCAAACUGUUGAGCUGUUGCUGGAAUGUGAAGCGAGUGCCAAAACUCCCACUAAGCCUUCACAAGACAACGUGCUUCAUGUGGCGCUGAAGGGAGGAUUUCACCCCAGCCUUGUCAUUGGCUCAGAAAGAUGGGACGCCGAGUUCCUAACUGAAACAAAAAUUAUAAAACUUUUGAUUGACCAUGGGGCAUCAGUUAACCAGAAAUGUGCAAACGGUUACCUGCCCUUGUCACUUGCUGCCUCUUCCAACAGGGAUGCUGUGAUUACUCACCUUAUUAAGAAAGGCGCUGAUGUCAACAGCGUGGACAGUAGGUAUGGGAUGACUCCCCUGAUGCACGCAGCUAUUGCAGGCAAUGUCUACAUCGUAAGACAGCUUCUGAAAUAUAAAGCAGCCAUAGACAUCACAGACCAAUGGGACUAUACAGCUCUCAUGUUGGCUGCUCAGUUCAAUAAGCCUUUAGUUGUCUCAACUUUAAUUCAGGAGGGCGCUGAUGUCAACAAGGUCAGUGGCUUUGACGGAAAGAGCGCCCUAAUUUUGGCUAUAGAGUCCUACUGUUGUGACACAGUUAAUAUUUUGCUGGAAAACGGCGCGGACGUGAACUAUAGAAAGCCAAUCCACAAGAGUGGAACGACUGCAUUGAUGAUAGCAGCUCAAAAUGGUUUCAUAGAAGCCGUGGAGAGUUUAUUAUCUUACAAUGCAGAUGUGGAUCUGAGAGACGAGGAUGGAAAUACCGCUGAAUGUUUGUGUUCAGAUAGUGAAAUACUUGAACUACUAAAUAUGUGA